AUGUGGGGGCUUGGGGAACUUGCCCCUCUCCCAGCGAGGGGCUCAGGCUCUCUGCAGACUCAGGCAGCAUCGCUGGGUUGGUCACACUGGGGGCAGUUGCCCCCUUAAGACUGCGUAGCGGCUUCGUCUCCCCUCUACCCCCAGAAAAUGUCCGGCCUCCAGUUCAACCUGGGCCCUCUGAAGGAGCCGCUGGGGUUCAUCAAGGUCCUGGAGUGGAUUUUUUCCAUCUUUGCUUUCGCCACCUGUGGAGGGUACAGUGGCCAUACCUCCAUUAAAGUCAGCUGUUUGGACACUAAAAAUGAGACCCUUGAAGCGGCUUUUGGCUAUCCGUUCCGGCUGAACACUGUGUUAUUCAAAGACCUGGAUUCAAAAAAAUGUAACAACACAUGGCACCCGACCCACCUCGUGGGCGACUUCUCCUCCUCGGCCCAGUUCUUCGUCACCUUCGCCGUCUUGGUCUUCCUCUACUGCAUGGCGGCGCUGGUGCUGUACGUGGGGUAUCUGCAUCUUUACCGUGGCGCUGGCAAGCUGCCCAUGAUCGACUUUGUGAUCACCAUGGUGGUCACGCUUCUCUGGCUGAUCAGCACUUCGGCUUGGGCCAAAGCCCUGACUGACAUCAAAGUAUCCACCGGGCCUGCGAUGAUGUCGGAUAUACUUUUCUGCCAUUCGGCCCCAGAUUCUUGCCUGUUCGGUGCAGUGAGCAGCAUGGGCUCCCUCAACGUGUCCGUGGUUAUCGGCUUCCUGAACCUCAUUCUGUGGGCAGGCAACGCUUGGUUCGUGUAUAAGGAAACCAACUUGCACAAUCCCCCAGAAACUCCGGCCCCAGGCGGCACUCCGGCUCCCGCGGGAAUGUAAACGGCCCCGCUGGGACGCACCAGCGCCACGCACGACCCCUCGGCCUCAACUUGGCAUCAGCGCGGUUCAUCUGUCCUAAGUGUAGUCACCGUUUCAACCGGCUGGGGGCGGGUGGGAAUUGCAGAGACAGCUCGGCUUUCAAUUGUGAGCAGGUGCCUUUGAGUUUUGACGGCAGCGGUGCUUUCACAGGGUGUGGCGGUGGUGGGUUGGUUUUGUUUGGGUUUUUUUCUGCUUUAUUCUACUGAAAUAUUACCCUGGUUGUCGGCAAGGGAGAGGGGCAGCUUCUUCGCGAGAACAGUGGCCUGGCAAAAUAUCUGUAGUGUCUAGGGCAGUAGUUCUCAAACUUUUGUAUUGGUGACCCCUUUCCCACUGAGUGCGAUUUCCCCGGCCCCCCCCUUAUAAAUUCAAAACACUUUUGUAUAUAUUUAACACCAGUAUAAAUGCUGGAGGCGGAGCAGGGUUUGGCGUGGAGGCUGACAGCUCGCAACCCCCCAUGUAAUAACGUCGUGACCCUCUGAGGAGCUGUAACCCCCAGUUUGAGAACCCUGGUCUGGGGUCCUAGCCCUUGGCUGGCGUGACCCAGCAGCGCUCUGGUGAACCGAAUAGCGCAGUUGGCAGCGGAUUGGCAUGGAACUAUUGAUUGCAGAUAGGGCUGGUGCGUGCAGACUGGUGCAGCGAGUGACCGAUCGCAGAGAGAGCAGUUGAGUUGCAGACGGGCACAGAGAGCGAUCUGUUGGCCAGCUGUAAUCAGUAGAUCUGUGCUAAUUGGGACAGAUCUAGAGCGCGUGCAUGUCAGUAUCAAGGUGUUCAUUGCAGCAGACUGCUGCUGAUUUCUCUCAGCUGAGUGGCUGGCCCUGCAUUUCAAGAAGUGCCUUUUGUCUUUUACACCCCUCUGAUGGGGGACGGUUUGUAUCUGGGGCACAUGGCAGGGAGGGAAGCUGCAUUUGAAAUACACUAUUCUCACUUUGUACAUGACACACACAACUUCUCUUGGUUUGAAAACCUGCGUUAGCACCAGGCUUCCUCUGUCAUCGACCCGAACCGAUUCUUCGUUACAAAGACGAGCUUCAGAAUCUCAGCGUUCGCUCGCUCAGGGCAGAGCCGGUCGGGAGUUUUUUGGACUAACCGUUUUUUCCCCACUGCAAAAUGCAGACUCAUCGAAACGGAAACUUUUUCAAGUUGGGAGAUUUGUCCAAACCAAGCCAGAUACGCCACGCUCUGGGUUUGGAAGAAUCUCCUGACGCAGAAAAUGUAUCGGAGGGCAGAAAGUUUAGAAAUUGUCCACACCUUCAGCAUGAAAAGGUUUGGGGGUUUUGAGUCGUCACUUUUGGUUUGAAAUUUUAGUAAAAGUGGGCUUCAAAAGAGCUGACCUCAAAACAACACUUUUUAAAAUCAUGGAAAUGAAAUGU
Molecule: messenger RNA, 2264 nt
Organism: Chrysemys picta bellii (western painted turtle)
Lineage: Eukaryota; Metazoa; Chordata; Testudines; Emydidae
Product: synaptophysin-like protein 1
Cellular component (GO): synaptic vesicle membrane; synaptic vesicle
Source: RefSeq, a predicted model, not a curated record